Molecule: messenger RNA, 1649 nt
Organism: Brassica oleracea var. oleracea
Lineage: Eukaryota; Viridiplantae; Streptophyta; Magnoliopsida; Brassicales; Brassicaceae
Exons: 4
Coding region: 188-643 (151 amino acids)
Cellular component (GO): endoplasmic reticulum
Source: RefSeq, a predicted model, not a curated record
UCACAUCGUUCACUCCGCAACGUCGUUUGACGCUUCAAUUUAUCCCCUGAGAGAAAAGAAAUUGGUGAAGAAACCGAAAGAACAGAGGAGGAGGAAGACAAAGAAGAACGAGAUAAGAAGAUCACUGAUUUUCUCUGUUCUGAAAGUGGUUGUGUUGGCUCUGUAUUUGGAGUUAGGGUUUAGUUUGAUGCGAAAAGGGGUUUUAGAAUCUGAGUUUACAGAGGAGAUAGUGAGGAUCUCUGAUGACAGAUCUCAUUCUGGUCGUGAUGUUGGCGAGAAAGUGACGAUCUUGGAAGAUGAGUUAAUGGGUUUUGCUAAAAGUAUAAACUUUUUGAGAUGCAGAGGUUCCAAUUCCAAUUGGAGAAUCAAUCAGGAUGGUCUGAUGUUGAAGUCUAGAAGUGUCUAUAAAUCUGUAACUGAAGAGGUGAAUGUAUGGGGAUGGCCUUUGCAGACAGGUGGAUUGUUUGGUACUGGUUUCUCCUCAAGUUCGUUCACCGUGUUAUCAGGCCGAUGGUCAGAGGGGAGAUUUGGUUACUCGGUACGUGAGGCCAACAUUUCGUGGGGGAAAACUAAAUGGAGCACAUUGGUUCUGCAACUAGAUCAUAGCACAUGGGUUCUUGAGUACAGUCUAAGCUUUAGAUAACUCAACUUCAUCAAAGGUUCUUCAAUUGACACGUCAGACACGGUUGUUUUCGGCUUACAAAUAAUUAUCAGUCCAAUAAUUAUCAAUCCAGCCACGUCUGUUUGUUUCCAGUGAACUAAUGACCCAUUAUGUAAUUUGGUUGCAGGUCCAGACAAGAAGCUCUAAGCAACAAUACAAGUUUCGAGUAUGAACAGACUUGCGUAACUGCCGUUGGCUCUGUUUCCUCUCCAUUCAGUCAACUGAGUUAAUCAUCUUAAUAAUUGUUUGCAAUCAAGUUCCCCCAUUAUGUGCUAUUUAAUUCAGCCUAUACCUUCUAUAUAUGUAGACUCUGGUGUAUAUAUAUGGUCACUGUGCUCCAGAGGAAAUGGCCCGUUUCUGCAUCUCCUUAUCUAACGAAAUCUUUCUGAAGUGAAGCAUCAACUCAUGGCGAAUUCCAAAAUCCACCUUUCCAUCUUUGAGUGCAUGGACCACAAUCUGUACCAGAUAACGCAAGAAAGGGAACAACGACCUUUCUCUGAGGGAAAAAUAAGUACUUUUAUGUCUCAGAUGCUUCAAGUCCUCGCACACAUGCAUAAAAAUAGUUAUUUCCAUCGGCAACUGAAACCAAGUAUGUAUAUUUUGUCAUGUUGAUUCUCAAUGGCCUCUCUUUUACUUAACAAUUGUUUUAGUUUAUUUUUGUUCUGAAGAGAAUUUGCUGGUGACCAGCAAUAUCCUCAAGAUUGCUGACUUUGGACUGGCUUGCGAAGUUGCAUCUAUGCUUCCUCGAAAAUGUCUCACCAGUUUCAGGUAUGGUCUUGAAUAUUGACACCUAAAACAAUCAAAACACUUCUUCUCUAUGCAGACCGUAGGGUUCCAGCUGAAAGUUUCGAGUGAAGAAAGCAAGAGGACAGCUUUGGAAAUACAAAGAGUGUAAAGGUAGGCUCAAGAAAUGAUAUGUAGAUGAUAGAGCACAAGUAGUGUAUUAUUAUUGUUUUUGAAGGAAUUACAAUCUCAGUAUUUCUAAUGA